AAGUCAAAAAUAAACGCAUGGAACUUUUACGAUUUUAAGAAAACUGGUUUCCAAAGUGAAGUGGUGGUAGUUAUUGUAAGUGAGUGUAAUCGGUGCUGUGCGCAAAAAGAGCUGCAGGGAUGGACAAUUUUUUUUUCUGAGUAGUUUCUAAAAGACUGUUCUGUUUUAUGAAUUGUGGUGAAAAUCUUUAGCUAAAUGUGUCUGAUCUUACACUCAUGGUUUGGAAAGGACCUUGGAGAUGGUGUCAUGCUCGGUUCUGUCCUUGGCAUUUUGCUGACUUUUUUCAAGAGUGGUUUUUUCGGCCUCUUGUACUAUCUCACGGUGGACAAACAUACUUUUUGGGAUAGAGAACUAGCUUCCCCUUCACCACUGACAUAUUUCAUAUACGAUUUGGUUAUCCUCCUGGCGUUCAUCCUGAUUUUCAUCGGAGGCAAAAAAUGCAGCUCCGCGCUGCUGGUGACCGGUCUCAUCUGUCUGAUCGUGGGAUUUGUAGCCCAAUUUCUGUCCCUAACCGUCCACAUCGCGGCGUGGAUCGCCAAAGGUCAACAAUUGCAGCAUGGCGCCGCCAACGCUCACCCGACGUUUUUCAUCAAAAGGACGACUGAAAUGCCGUUUCUUUUUUCAGAGGAACCGACGAUGAGGACAACGCUGACCGUCACGGCACUGUUCAUUUUAACCGCGAUGUACCUAAUUUACACUUUCUACUUUAUUAUGACGGUUACUUCAUACACUGCUCACAUCGGAGAGGUCAGAGUGCGGUGAUAACUGGUUCUAAUAAAUUGUGAUUCUGGAAAUCAGGAUCUCGAGAGAGCGAUCUUCACAAGACUCAAAACAUAGCUGGACGAGAACUUGGAGUCGGCGCGGCGCAGUGAACGAACCGCGCGCCUUCAAUUGAGGCGUUAUGCGAUCUGACCUACCCAGGAGUUCGAAUAAUUGCCGCUCGGGGUUUGACCGAAGUAUCCGCUGAGAUCUUCCGUGGACUCCACUGCGCAGGCUACAAAACUCUUCGCAAAAAAUGUAGGCGAUUGAGCAUAUUGUUAGUUGGCAAGUAUGGCUAACUUAGAGAGAAAAAACUACCAUAGAAAGAAUAAGCAUCAUUCAA
This is a messenger RNA of Bemisia tabaci, 1102 nucleotides long. RefSeq lists its product as uncharacterized. Lineage: Eukaryota; Metazoa; Arthropoda; Insecta; Hemiptera; Aleyrodidae. The record is from RefSeq and is a predicted model, not a curated record.